Messenger RNA from Trachymyrmex septentrionalis, 1695 nucleotides. Its product is annotated as insulin-like growth factor II. Gene Ontology annotation, cellular component: extracellular region. NCBI's taxonomy places the organism in Eukaryota, Metazoa, Arthropoda, Insecta, Hymenoptera, Formicidae. The record is from RefSeq and is a predicted model, not a curated record. The transcript has 3 exons. Bases 130 to 807 code for a protein of 225 amino acids. Gene Ontology annotation, molecular function: hormone activity.
AUAUGUAUAUAUAACAAUUCGGUCGGCGAAUGCGACUACGAAAAGUGUUGUAUUGAGGUGCGCUUCGAGAUAUCAAGACUCCUGGAAGUCUCAGAGACAGCCGCUUCUUCUACAACUUUUGACAUCAGUAUGAUGAUACGUGCGAUGAACGAAGCGGUGCUUCUGACAGCGUUGAUUUUCCUGAGUGUUCUGUACGCCGUCGAUGCUGACAAUGUCAUUUUCAAGAAGUCGCAUCAACGGAUGCAGAAACUGUGCUCAAGAAAACUGAGCGAUGCCCUGCAGGUCAUGUGUAGGGAUCGUGGUUACAACGAACCAUUCUACAGUAACGAGGAUGAGUCGAGAAUUGAUCCCGGCCCGGGACUUGUCGAGGAGUGCUGCUAUCAUCAGUGCACCUACGAACAAAUGGAACAAUAUUGCAAGCCUCUUCCUGCGGAGAAACGGAUCGACUCGAGGGACGACGUUAUAGAUCUGUCGUAUAUAGCGAAUCUACCUCAUUCUACGACGAAAGAUCUUCUGGAACAGCAUUCACAAACGGAGAUGGACUACGCCGGCGAUGCGAUAAAACGUAAGGUCGAUGAUUUGAAAAGGGGACGGCACAGGGGGAAAAGUGGUCGCAAUAAUGAUGGUGAAUGCAAGGGGAAGGCUGAUGCGAAAAAGCGACACCGCGGCAGGCAUUGUAGAUGCCGGCGUCGGCGUCUGGAAUGUCGCCGAGCUGGCAAGGUUUUACGCAACAACGCUAAAUCUUUAGGCAACAAAUUUGUAACACCAUUGACAACUGACGAACCUACGUCGUUCGAAACGAUUUAGAGCGAAGUUAUUUGAUUCUCCAAUGCCAAACUUCGAUUUGCUACUUUCUCUUGAUCACAUCAUUUAAAUAAUUGAUGGAGUUUGCACACGGAUGAAUGCUAGUAAAGAAGAAACUUGAGAAGGGAUAAAUCGAAUCGAAAGAAUGAUUUGCGUGGAAGAGAUAUUAUUUAUAAAAAAUUCAGCCUUACCACGCGUAUUAGUGUUAAUAGAUAGUGUUGAUAUAGGAAGUGCAACGACGAAUAGUAUCAUCCAUUUUGACAUAGAAGAAUUCGCGAUUGAGGGAGCAUGGAGGAUCAAUUGCUCGACGGCGACAUUGACGGGACAGAUGCUGUUCCAGAUAUUAUUAUUUCAUUGCUUUCCUUCACUAGCAAAAACAAUGUCGUUAAAGAAGUGAGUUUCGAUGACGACUCAUGGGGGAAUCGCUGAUUUGAAUAUCGAAAAUGCAAUUGUGAUGAACUUGAAUGCAAUCCGAACAAUCGGGUAGCGUAAUAAUCUCUCAAAAGAAAAAAAAAAGAAAGACUUAGUGAUUUGAAUACAAGUGUUUGCAGGCGCGAGAAGCAGCCCGUAUCGGACAUUUGUCGGUGAUCUUAGUUUUAUUGACAAUUGAUCUCAUUAGUAUUAAAAGCUCUGUUUUAAAUUUAAAAUUUAACUUAGAGUUUAUCUUUGAAACACAUCGACGAACGCGUACUUUACUAGUCCGUCGAUGAACGGACGAAAUUUACAUGCGGAAUUGUAGGUUUUUAAAAAAAAAAGUAGAUAUUAAAGAUUCGGAGGAGAGGUAGUUGUAGAUACAGAAGUUUUAUCACGCAACACAUAUUGAAUAGCAUACAUUCUUUUUACUUGCCAUUUAAAAUUUUCAGUUGACAUCUGCGUUUAUAAUAGCGACCA